UGGCCCUGCAGCUGUGUGAUGAACGGAGAGAGGAGCGUCGCUGGGAAGGUGGAGAUGUCUCUGGAGAUCGUGACGGAGCAGGAACACGAGGAGAGACCAGCGGGGGUCGGGAGGGACGAACCCAACAUGAACCCCCACCUGGAGGAGCCUCAGCGUCCGGACACCUCCUUCCUGUGGUUCUCCUCCCCCUUCAAGACGCUGAAGUUCAUCCUGUGGAGGCGCUGGAAGUGGUUCAUCAUCCUCUUCAUCAUCUUCUUCUUCGUCUUCCUCUUCUUCGGAGUCUUCCUCUACUCCUUCCCGAACUACGCUGCCAUGAAGAUGGUCGGACCUUUCGGACCGGCAAAGCCCUCAGAGUGAUGAAGAUGAUGAUGAAGGAGGGACGAGGAAGAAAGUGGAGUUUGAUGCUGAAUUCAACAGAUGUGUGUGUGUGUGUGUGUGUGUGUGUGUGUGUGUGUGUGUGUGUGUGUGUGUGUGUGUGUGUGUGUGU
Notothenia coriiceps (black rockcod) is the source of this 487-nucleotide messenger RNA. RefSeq names its product dysferlin-like. Gene Ontology annotation, biological process: plasma membrane repair; vesicle fusion; T-tubule organization. Gene Ontology annotation, cellular component: cytoplasmic vesicle; T-tubule. The record is from RefSeq and is a predicted model, not a curated record. Bases 19 to 357 code for a protein of 112 amino acids. Lineage: Eukaryota; Metazoa; Chordata; Actinopteri; Perciformes; Nototheniidae. The transcript is spliced from 4 exons.